CAGAGGUAAAGUUGUGUAAUAUUUCCAAAAUUUGCUGAUGCCAGUGAUGGGAUAAGUCCUGUUAUAAAAUCUCUCAGUAAACAUGACGACUAUGAGAUUAAAUAUUUGAUUUUAUAUGAAUAUACUGAUUUCCAAAAUGGAAAAGAAAAUAAUUUCUGGACACUUAAAUGAGCCAUCAGCCAUGGAGACAGAUCAGCAUCAAGAUUCAACAGAGAAAGAGAAAGCUAAAAGCUUUCAUGUCAACAGAGAUUUAAUACCUGUUGCACAUUUAGAUGACCAAGCAUUUGAUGAACUUAAAAAUUUAGGACUAGAUGUAUUUAACCAAGAGGAUUUUGAAGAAGGUGUUAUGGCACAAGUAGGAGAGGUGUUGGCAAAAGAAGAGGAAGACAGAAACAAGAAAGUUUUAGAGAAGGAUCUUAGGGCUGUUGAAUUUGACAUAAAGAAUGUUGAAAAAGAGUUGAAACAGGUAACAACAGUUUUAUCUUCCUUGAAUACUGGUGUCACAUCUGCUUUUGUACAGAAAAGAUUGUUAACUGUAAAGAAACAGAAGGAAAAUAAGUCAAACCAAUUGAUGUCUUUGAAAGCAAAAGAGAAAUCUUUGAAGAAGAAGCUUGGACUUAACAUUCAGGAGUCUGAGGAAGAGGAGGAAGGGGAAAUAACUGAUAACAGUCCUGACUUAAAUAAAGUGCUAGGACUUUCAAAGGCUCCUUCAGAUGAAACUGAACAAGAAAGAAUGAUCAGAACAGGGGAGAUGACUCCAUUUGGUACAAUUGUUCCUGCAGACAGAUCACCAGAUAAGAAAACCAAUACUAGAGAGGAAAGGAAAAUGGAAGCCAUCAUGAAGGCAUUUGAAAAGAUGGACAAAAAUCAGAGAAGGAAGAGAGAAUCACUAAUUAGUAAAUUACCAAGGAGAGACAGUUCUGAGAUUGAAGAGGACAGUAAAAAAAUAUUUCCUGAUACGAAAGGAAGGAGGAAAGCACGCAGUGAUGAAGAAGGAUCUUUGUCUCCAUCCAAGUCUCCCAGAGCAUUAGUUAAGAGUAAGUCAGAUGGAGCAAUGGAUAAAAGACUAUGUAAAAUGGAAGACCUCCUAGAUGAUGAAGUCUGUGAUGAUGAAGGGGAUGAAUACAAGCCAGAUUUCAAAGAACAGUCAGAGAGUGAAGACAGUGGUCUUGAUAAUACAGAAAAAAAGAAAAAGUUGAAGAAGAGGAUACCAAUAAAACCAAGAAGACCUCCAAAGUACAUAGAUUCUGACGAUGAAAAAGUUGACAAAGAAGAAGGAGGAAAACAGAAACUGAGCCGAGAAAAAUCGUUGAGGACCACAGAUGAUGGCGAUGAUUAUUCUUUUGACAAGAGGAUUCGGGAUUUUAACAAGGCUGAGAGGAAGAAACAAGACCUGAGAGCAGCAGGAGAAUUAUCUGAAUCAGAGGAGGAUGAGGAGAUGGAAGGAGGGUUUAAAGUCCCUGGAAGAAUCUGGUCUAAACUAUUCAAAUACCAGAAAGUUGGAGUAAAGUGGUUAUGGGAGUUACAUUGUCAACAAGCUGGUGGAAUUAUUGGAGAUGAAAUGGGACUGGGAAAAACUAUACAAGCAAUAGGAUUUCUAGCUGGUCUACGUCAAAGUAAAAUCAGGGACAAACAUUUUUUGUUUAGAGGACUAGGUCCUACCAUUAUAGUCACUCCAACUACAGUCAUGCACCAGUGGGUCAAAGAAUUCCAUAAAUGGUGGCCAUUGUUUAGAGUAGCUAUACUACAUUCCUCAGGAUCUUACACUUGUAAAGAGGCAGAACUAAUUAGGACUAUUGUGAAAGAGAACGGUGUACUGGUUACAUCCUACAGUACUUUGGUAAUUCACCAGGAGUUAAUCAUAUCAUAUAACUGGCAUUAUAUCAUUCUGGAUGAGGGACAUAAGAUCAGGAAUCCGGAUGCACAGGCUACACUGGCUGUAAAACAGAUUAAAUCACCCCACAGAAUAAUCCUCUCUGGAUCCCCUAUCCAGAAUAAUCUUAAAGAGUUAUGGUCCCUGUUCGAUUUUAUCUUUCCUGGAAAACUUGGUACUUUGCCUGAUUUCAUGGCCCACUUUGCUGUCCCUAUUGUUCAAGGUGGAUAUUCAAAUGCUUCACAACAGCAGGUUCAAACUGCUUAUAAAUGUGCCUGUGUACUGAGAGAUACUAUUAAUCCUUACAUGAUCAGGAGAAUGAAAGCUGACCUCAAGAUUAAUCUGCCCAGUAAAAAUGAACAGGUGCUAUUCUGUAGAUUGACACAGGAACAGAGAGAGACAUAUAUGGAAUAUUUACAGUCAAGGGAAUGUCAGUCUAUAUUGUCAGGAAAAUAUCAGAUCUUUUCUGGUUUAAUCACACUACGUAAAAUAUGUAACCAUCCAGACAUAUGUACUGGAGGACCAAAGUUAUACAUUGGAGAGACUCCAGGGAAUGAUGAAUCAUUAGAAUAUGGAUACUACAAAAGAUCUGGGAAGAUGAUUGUUGUAGAGGCAUUAUUGAGACUGUGGAAGAAACAGGGUCAUAAAGUUCUGCUUUUCUCACAAAGUACUGUUAUGUUAGACAUCUUAGAAAGAUUUGUAGCCAAACCAAAAUACAGUUACCUAAGAAUGGAUGGUUCAACGCCUAUAUCUACCAGACAGCCACUUGUAAACCAGUUCAACAAGGAUGACUCCAUAUUCUUAUUCUUGCUGACAACCAGAGUUGGUGGCCUUGGUGUAAACUUGACAGGCGCUAACAGAGUCAUCAUCUUUGACCCCGAUUGGAACCCCAGUACUGAUACUCAGGCAAGGGAGAGAACUUGGAGGAUAGGUCAGACUAGACAGGUGACUGUCUAUAGACUGGUUACUACAGGGACCAUAGAGGAGAAAAUAUACCACAGACAAAUCUUCAAACAGUUUCUAACCAAUCGAGUCUUAAAAGAUCCCAAACAAAGAAGAUUCUUCAAAGCAAAUGACUUGUAUGAGUUGUUUGAUUUGAAUGUUGAUUGUAAGGAAGGAACCGAGACUGGUGCCCUGUUUGCAGGUACUGGAUCAGAGGUAAGCAAAGCUGAUGUAAGAAGGAGAGUUAAACAACACAAACUCAACAGAUUUGACCUCAUGAAAGAAAGACAGAAAGCACAAAAAGAAAGUGAAAGUAAAGAAACUGCAAAGGAUGAAGAUGAUAUGGAUGAUGUGAAGAAAAAUUUCAAUGAAGAUGAGGUAAAUAGAAUGAAAGAGAUAGCUAAGAGGCUCAGUCAACAAAUUAUGACUGGAAUGUUUAAAAAGCCUAAUGAAACGACAGAUCAAAAUAGUAUAGGUGAAGAAAAAUCUGAAGAAAAUUCAAAUGGGUCUGUUUUGAUUAAAGAAAAUCUAGACGAUAUAAAGAACAAUGUUGUUGAUUGUGGGGAGGAAUGUAGUGAAUCUAAACAAACUAUUGAUCUGUCACCAAAACACUCAGGAAUUGUUUGUGAUGAUGAACAACCAAGUACUUCAAAAACUUCUUUAUCAGUUGGAAGUAAAACAACCAGCAUGCUAAAGGAAAUGUUAAUAGCUGGUAAACAAAGUGAUUUGCAAACACAUUCAUUCUCCACUAGUGAAAGGCAACAUAAACACUCUUCUUCCAGUGUUGGUCAUCAUAAAUCCCAUAGAGGACGUACACAUAGUCAUUCCAACGCAGAAGGUAAACACAAGGUGUCUCAUGGAGAACAUAAACAUAGUGAGUCUCAUGGACAGCAUAAACAUAGUCAAUCCCAUGGAAAGCAUAAGCAUAGUCUCUCUAACAGUCCUCAUAAACACAGACAUUCAUCUCAUAAGGAAAGUAAACAUUCCUCUGAAAAUGGAAAGGACAGACACAGGAAAGAUAAGAAGAGGAGACGAAAGGAUGCAAAGUGUGAAGGAGAGAGGAUUCCUAACCUAGUUAAAAGUGACACUUACACACCAGCAGCUGAUGAGGAGGAGGAAAUAGAUAGAGAGAAAGAGCAUGCUGCCCAGGAUGAUUAUGUCCUUCAGAAACUCUUCAAGAAAAAUGGUAUACAAGGUGCUUUGAAACAUGAUGUGAUUAUGGACCCUAGUAAACAUGAUUAUAUGAUAGUUGAGGCAGAGGCUGAUAGGGUUGCAACGGAGGCUGUCAAAGCUCUAAAAAGGUCAAGGUCACAGUGUCUAGGAGCAAUGUCUGGUGUACCAAACUGGACAGGUCAACAUGGUACUAUGGCUAAAAAACCAAGAUUUGGACAGAAGAAAAAUACCCAGUUACUUGAAACUGUUGUACAAACUACAUCAUCUGAUGUACAAAAAAUGAAGAAGAUUGAAAAGGGUGAAUUUUCUGGUGAAAAGAGUCUCUUUGAUGGUACCAAAGCAGGAAGUGUUGUGAUUAAUACAGAUACUGGAUCCUCAGCUCCUGAGGUUAUGACUUCUGAUGAACUUUUAACCCGAAUGAGAAGGAGAAAUGUAGUUAGUGGUAAUACAACUGCUACUACUUCUACUGGUGCUGAAAAUGAUGAAGUAAACCAACAAGACGAUGAUUCAUCGACUCCAAUAGUAGAUGAUGAUUCAUUCAAACUUAUAACAGAAAUCAGAAAUUUUAUAAUGUUUGAAUGUCAUUCUAUGUGUAAGGCAAUGACUCAGGAAAUUUUAGAUGAAUUUGGACCAAGAUUACCUCCUGCUGAAACAGCAAAAUUUAAAUCUAUGUUGAAAUCUAUUUGUGACUUUGAAAAAGUGGAUGGCAUUGGAUACUGGAAACUUAAAAAUUCAUUCAGAUGACAUUUUUUGUAUUUGUUAAGUUUGUAAAUAUAUGAAUUUCAAAAGGCAGCAUUUAAAAUGUAUGAAGCAGCAUAAAUGAACAAAAUAAAUUGUAAUGAAACCAGUGAUCACCGAAAUCAUUAAAAUAUUAUGUGUAAAUUACAAAGCUUUUGCCAUACAAAAUAUGUUCCUGUUAUUAUUUGUAGGCAAUAACAUGUAAAUCAUACAACAUUAAUUUCUUGUGCUUGGUCUGUUACGUUUCCCCUUUUCAACAGGAAAUUAUUAUAAAUAUGUAAUAUACCAGUACUUAAUUCAGAAUACAUUUCUUCAAUUACUUUGAAAAAAAUAACACAUACAUUUUUAGUACCUUUAGAAUAAAGGAUUAUCUAAUUGUAGAUAUUUUGUAUUUUGAUAAUACGUCUGUUUGUUCUUAUAUUUUUCCUUUUGUCUUUAAAGUGCAAUAUCAGAGACUAUUUGCUGUGCUAUCUUUGUUUUUCUUUUUAUUUUGAAGUUUUGAAAUGAGUGAGAUUAUUUUUACAAUUUGCUUUGUAAAUGAUGAACAUUAUUAGUUUGUUAGUUUGUAAAAUCAUGUAAAAAAAAAUGGUUGUGGCCUUAUAACUUAUAUUUAAGUUUUACGAUAGAUGUUACAAUUAUUGUAGUUUGAUAAACCUAAUUUACUUGGCAUUAGUUUCUGUAAAUUUGCUAAAAAUUAAAGGAACCAAUGUCAGCUUGUUAUAACCAGAAGAGUGUCUCAGGAAGUUUCAAGAACAAUGGCAUAUUCAGCAUUUUUUUCUAUUCCUCCCCCCCCCCCCUCCCCCCACACACACACACAUUUUGCUUUGUAUCAUUUCUUCAUCACAUGUUAGUGUAGAAUUCAGCUAAUUUUAUCAGGAAAAUAAUAUCUGCCAGAAAUGAAGAAGGAAAAUAUGAGAUCUCAAUUUGAAUAUAUCAAGGAUAGACAUUGUUAAUCAACUUUCAAAGUAAAAAAAAAGUGACGUUGUACAGUCCAUUAGAACCCAACAAAUCCAACGAGAUUUUGUAGGAUGAUUUUCAUUUGAAUAGUUUCUUUGAAAAAUAUUAAUUAGGUUUAAAUGUUUAUUUUAUCUUAAUGAAUAUAUUACAGUUAUACUAUUUACAUUCAUUUUGAUAUGUCUUAUUUGAACCAGAGAACAAAAAUAAAGAUGUUUAAAACUUG
This is a messenger RNA of Mytilus californianus (California mussel), 5906 nucleotides long. Its product is annotated as DNA excision repair protein ERCC-6-like. Bases 116 to 4732 code for a protein of 1538 amino acids. The record is from RefSeq and is a predicted model, not a curated record. Gene Ontology annotation, molecular function: ATP binding; ATP-dependent chromatin remodeler activity. The transcript is spliced from 23 exons. Gene Ontology annotation, cellular component: nucleus. Gene Ontology annotation, biological process: transcription-coupled nucleotide-excision repair. NCBI's taxonomy places the organism in Eukaryota, Metazoa, Mollusca, Bivalvia, Mytilida, Mytilidae.